UAGCAACUGCACACACAAGGCCAUUUAUUCAGCCCUUGGUUCAUGAUAUCGACCUACGCCGGCGCGUUGGCGCAUGCGUCAUGCUCUCGAUGCCACAAACGGAAGAAACGAUGUGGUAGACAAUUGCCCGCCUGUAGGGAUUGCCUUGCGGCCGGCGUGAGAUGUAGUUUUCAGGAUGAUAGUGGUGAAAUGGCAUCUUUUCCAAUAGCCUAUGUACACCAUCUGGAAGAUCAAAUCCGACAAUUGAGCGCUGCUUCAAAUCAGCAGCAUUUAGAAAAUAUAACACCUACACAAAGUACCACUCAACAAGCUGCUGUCUUUGAACGCCGGAUAUCACACCAAGAAGCACAAUCAGUCGAGCAUGACGAUAACAAUAACCCAUUACCACACUUACAUAACAUGCGAAAUCCGUUGGAGCCUGGGUUUGCUUCUUAUGUACCAGCGGAACAACUACCAGUAAUCAGCACUUCUCCUCAUCUGCACAACGACUCAAUGAUGACAGAGAGUAUUGACUUGGACCCUGACCAACUUGAUCCAAGCUGCCUAGAUCUAUCUUUACACCCGUUGGAGACUGCACGGUGUGAACAGGACGUGGAUAGACGGCAGUCAUCUCACUCGCAAAACACAGCGCCAGCUCCUGUUCAACUUUGCGCCACCACAAAGGAUCAAUAUACGACCUUUGCUCAAGAGCUCAAGACAUUGACGCUUGAAGCCACAGCGGAGCGACACUUGGGCUCCAGUUCCGGUCUCUCGUUUGCAAAACUAACUCAAACAGUGCUCAAGAGGCUCUCGCCUGAUAAAGCCGAUUUGGUAUUUACCUUGAACCAGGACGACACAGCCACCACAUCAUUUUUCAACAUGGACAGCCCCUCUGAUCUAUUUAAUGAAACAAUGUACGAAGAGCUGAGUGGAAGCAUAUCCAUUCACCCGAUCCUCUUUGGGGACUUGUUUUUGACGGAUAUUGCCGAGUUCAAUGGCGAUAUUGUGGAUUUGGCAUGGCCCUCGGACGAAGGGCACGUUCGUGACCUGGUGGAAUUCUAUUUCGCACAUUCGCACACUCUGUACCCAAUACUUGACAAAGACGAAGUUCUACGAUCUAUAGACAAAAUUCAAGGCCAGCCAGAAAAUCAAGCUUCGCAAUCCGCGUUGGAGUAUUUCAGACUCUGGAUGGUGCUAGCUAUCGGCUCGACGGCAUAUGCGUCCCUUUCUUUAACCGAAGAGUCUGAGUCGAUGCUUUAUUAUAGCAAGGCUCUUCUCUAUUUUGAUCAAGCCUUGGAACAGAAUGAAAUGUCUGCUCUGGAAACCCUCAUGCUCCAGGUUUCUUAUUCAUUCUUUAACCAGCUCGGACCAAAUACCUGGUUCUUGGUGGGAACAUCGGCUCGACUCGCUCUGGGGCUAGGUCUUCAUGUAUCGUCAACCUAUGCAAAACUGCCAUUGGACGAGCAACAACGGCGUAAGAGGAUGUUCUUCUCCAUUUAUAUGAUGGAUAGAGUUGUGUCUAUCGCCCUUGGCCGGCCUUUCGCAAUCCACGACGACGAUAUCGACGUUUCGCCAUUUACCGACCAUGAUGCACAUGGCUCUGAUUCAAACGACAUAUUUAUCGGAACAGUCUUGCAACCAAGCCUCUUGUCUGUCCCACUUCACAUCUUAAAGCUGCGGCAGUUAAGCAGCAAAAUUGCGCGACAGGUAUAUGGAACAAAAGAAAAUGCGAACCGAAGUGUAGAAGACGGUCAGCGAAUUCUCACCUCUCUACAACAAGAACUGCUAGAUUGGCGACGAAGCAUACCCUUUCCAUUCCCAGAGUCCGCGAAGCCCGUCCCUCACUUACAUACCCUCUGGUACGAUUUUAACUAUUACACCCACCUAGCCAUGAUAUAUCGUCCGUCGCCCUUGUCUCCAACAUUGACAGCAGAGAGUCUAAAGACUCUAGGCAUGGCAGCAUCCAUGUCAUUGCGGCAAGCAGCAGCCAUGCAUCAACAACAUCGCUUUGCGUAUAACUGGCUUAAUUUCCUCGCCAUCUUCACUGCGACGCUUUCCCUUGUCUAUGCAACCACGGCUCGCGCUGAUGAGCUCUCUGCUGCUGUGAGUCAAUCUCACGUGGUCGAAGAUUUGAAGCUUGCUUUACAGUUAUUUGAAGCUCUGGGUGUUAAGUUUACACCGGCCAAAAAUAUUAAGCACAUGGUCGAACAGAUUCUGCAAAGAUACCAAGCCGUUGCUACAGCUACGGCGUCUCAAUAAAGAGGCAGGCAAAAACAACGUCUGCUAUUAAUUAUACCGCACUGAGACUUGAUGAAUAAAUACUGUAUACUAUUUCAGUAAUAAACUUAUUAAUAUUUGGCAUUAUUUGCACAAUGGUGGUAUUCUGUCGGAACGGCCGAUGGUUCCUUGGAUUUUCGACAACGCGGG
Messenger RNA from [Torrubiella] hemipterigena, 2406 nucleotides. The record is from the annotation of a GenBank genome assembly. Lineage: Eukaryota; Fungi; Ascomycota; Sordariomycetes; Hypocreales; Clavicipitaceae.